AUGAUCGAUUACGAGAACAAGCAAACGAAACCCGUCUACGACAAUUCGACGUAUCCUAAUCUAACACUCGACGAAGCUGUUAAGUACAUACCGAAAAAUAUUGAACAUUUGGAUACUCUCCUACAGCAGGCUAAAAUUCGUUAUGGUAAUAAUUCAGAUGAGAUGGCUGCUGUACAGUUAUAUGUAAUGGAAUGGGGCAAUGAACCUUUGUGUAAAUUACUUAAUGAAGCACUUAAAUCUAACCAUCAAGACAAACUGAAACCUUGGCUUCCUUACUUCCAGCUAUUUCGAGCUGGUGUUGAACGGUUUCCUUUAUUUAAGAAAGAAUGUUGGUGCGGCACCGAUACAAAUAUAGGUAGCAACUUCAAUAAAGGUCAAAUCGUCACUUGGCAGGGAAUUACUUCAUGCUCGAGAUCUCAGGAUUUCAUCCUUAAACAUUGCGUUGGCACAAGUGGAACACUUGUCAAGGUCAAUGCUACCAAUGGCAAAGAUAUUUUCAACAACACACUUGAUCCCAACACGCGAGAAGUUAUUUUGAUGCCUGGAACUACCCUGGUUGUAAAGAGGGUGGCUUUGCAUCCAAAUAAUAGUAAGAUCACUCUCGUAGAGCUCGAAGAAAUAGUUGACAAAAAGUAUGAAGGAUUGACACAAACUGUCUCGAAACCACAGGCUUCAUCAUCCGCCAACGGUCCUAAUUCAUCUGUAUCGAAUUCAAAUCAACAUGCUGCUCAGACUUCUUCUUCAACGAAAUCUACCGAUACGUCUAACGAAACUAAACCUUCAUCGAAAUUAAAGUAUGACGAUAAUCAACAUCCAGCACAUCCAAGAUCCGGUUCAUAUGCAUCUUCAUCGAAACAUGAAACUAAUCCAAAUUUUCGGACGAAAUCAGCAGAUAACUAUGACAAAACUAAAUCUUCAUCGAAAUCAAAGCACGAUGAUUAUGAAAAUGCAGCACAUGCAAGUUCUGGUACGUUGAUAGCUCUACCCAAGUGUUGAUACAGUUAAAUUCUUUUUACUUGUCUGAGCGUCAAAGUAACUGCUUUGCCUAGAAGUCGUCAUCGAUUCAAAACGAAAACCAAAUAAGCGAGAAAGUAUCGUGCCAACAAAAGCAUGAUUGAUUACUUGUUAGAGUACCUUUUUAUAAAUCUCUAUUGAGACCGUGUGCAUUAGAUAAAUCCUAUAUUCAUUAUAACAAGAAUAUUAAGAUUCAAUAGCAUGUGAGUGUUCAAUCUUUCUAAGAGGUGGUUCAAAAGUUUGUAGGUAAAACGUUCGCUCUUUUGAAAAUAGACGAAAAGCCAUUCUCAAGAGUAAAAUAACUAUGGAUGAGAAUCUAAAUUGUCUACUAGUUUCGAAGUUGAGAUUGGGAAUGUGGCGCCAGAUUUUCCUCUGCAAUAUUGGAAAAAUUUUGAACGAUCCUAAGUAACGAAAUAAGAAGGAUCGGCUGUAAUCGACUUACGUCAUCUCGAAAAGAUUAGCUUAGAAAAGCUUUUUAUUUCAUCACUCCUAUUAAUUCAAAUUCUUUUGGAAUUAAUGAAAGCGAGAAAAGGAAUCAAAAAAUUGUCUGAUCCAACAUGUUUAAUGCCUUUCUAAAGAAGUAUUCAUCCUUCUAAAACUAAAUUUGAUAUUUUUAUGAAUCAAAAAAAUUUGAAGAAUUAUAUAGUCUAGGAGCGUUCCGUUCACUCACUAAUAGAAGAAGAGUUUUACUUGUUCGACUUCAUAAUAUUUAUAUUCAUCACCUUAUUACUUCGUAAAUGUCAAAACUAUUACAUUUCUGAUUACUUCUAGUCGCCUUUGAUAUCUCUAUAAAAUGUUGUCUGACUUAUUGCUGAUAGCUUCUAUGAGAUUGACUAUUACGUAUGUAGUACCUGAGCAUGGUAUUUUUUGUUCAGAAUUAAAUUAAAUAAUAUGAAAAACAAAAUUACCAUAGGUCACAUCUACACUGUGAUUAUUCGACUCACUGACGUCGACUGUGAGAAUCAGACAUUAAAACCUAUCGAAGGUUAUCAAAAUAAGCGGAAUUCAACACUGGAAGAAGCUCUCAAUCCGAUUAAAAAUGUUAUUCCUUGCUUGGAUAAUUAUAUACGACAUGUAAAAAAACGUGCCAACACGACUUCCUCAAAUAAACUUACUGUUGACGAAUCGGCAGCUAUAUAUUUGUACACUAUGCAGCUUAAUAACGAAAGUUUCAGUCGUAUGCUUAACCGAGUAUUGCGAUGUCA
Messenger RNA from Rotaria sp. Silwood2, 2219 nucleotides. NCBI's taxonomy places the organism in Eukaryota, Metazoa, Rotifera, Eurotatoria, Philodinida, Philodinidae. The record is from the annotation of a GenBank genome assembly.